This is a messenger RNA of Castor canadensis (American beaver), 960 nucleotides long. Its product is annotated as olfactory receptor 7G2-like. The record is from RefSeq and is a predicted model, not a curated record. Gene Ontology annotation, biological process: G protein-coupled receptor signaling pathway. Lineage: Eukaryota; Metazoa; Chordata; Mammalia; Rodentia; Castoridae. Gene Ontology annotation, molecular function: G protein-coupled receptor activity; olfactory receptor activity. Gene Ontology annotation, cellular component: membrane.
UCCAUAAGAUUCCACACUAAUAUGGAACCCACAAACCAAACAGACAUUUCAGAAUUUCUUCUUAUGGGACUCAGAGAUGAUCCAGAGCUGCAGCCCCUCAUCUUCGUUCUCUUCCUGUCCAUCUAUCUGGUCACUAUCCUGGGAAACCUUCUUAUCAUCCUAGCUGUCAGCUCUGACUCACACCUCCAUACCCCCAUGUACUUUUUCCUCUCCAGUCUGUCCUUCACUGACAUCUGCAUAAGCACCACCACAAUCCCAAAGAUGCUGGUGAACAUCCAAGCCCAAACUCAGAGCAUCACAUACAUAGGAUGCCUCUCCCAGGUCUGUUUUGUCCUGAUUUUUGGUGGCUUAGAAAACUGUCUCCUUGCAGUGAUGGCCUAUGAUCGCUAUGUGGCAAUUUGUCAGCCUCUGAGGUACGUGGUCAUCAUGAACCCUCGCUUCUGUGUCCUGCUCAUUCUACUCUGCCUACUCAUUACUACUUUGAAUGCAUUACUCCACAGUCUGAUGAUGCUACGGUUGUCUUUUUGCACAGACAGAGAAAUCUCCCACUUCUUCUGUGAACUUGUUCAGGUCACCAGGCUCUCUUGUUCUGAUACCUUCAUUAAUAACAUCCUUGUGUAUUCGGGGACUAGUCUAUUUGCUGGUAUUCCUUUAUCAGGGAUUAUUUUCUCAUAUUCUCAAAUUGUCUCCUCUGUUUUGAGGAUCCCAACAGUCAGAGGGAGAUAUAAAGCCUUUUCUACCUGUGGUUCUCACCUCUCAGUGGUGACCUUGUUCUAUGGGACAGGUAUUGGAGUGUACAUGAGCUCUGAGGUUAGUGACUCCUCCACUGAAAAUGUUAUGGCUUCAAUUAUGUAUAUUGUGGUCCCUCAAAUGCUGAACCCUUUUGUCUACAGUUUAAGAAACAAGGAAAUGAAGGAGGCCUUGAGGCAUCUUAUUGUUGGGAUGCCUUAUUUUCUAUGA